AUGAGUGUCUUUAUCCUGAGCAAGACAUGGCAAGUGCUCGGUCCGUUUCCUAUUGGCACUCGAGAGCUAGAUUUUGGCGCAGAUCCUUUGGAGAACUAUGGUGGCUUUCAAAAACUAAGGUACUCAACGGGUGCAAAAUACCCUUCGGAACUGGUGGAAGGCGGCUUUGUUGGAUGGACAAUGGUCAAUUCAAGCAAUCACACAUUGGGGCCGAUUGAUUUUCGAGAUGCUAGAUGGAGUGAGAAUGGAGUACCUUUUGGAUGGUCGAUUGAGCAGUAUCAAGCUUGGGCUCGAGGCAUACUCAUCACGCACGAACCAGUGCAACUGUUUAUGCAAAUCAGUGGUGUCUCUGAAUUUCACAUUCAUGGCACACGCUACCACAGUGAUUGCUACGGCUACAACACCACCACCCAUCUGAUCCAAUUCGACAAGGGAACACACACCAUCGAUGUGCGUAUGGUGCAUGAUGUCCGUAUGUUUGGUGGCGGCACAUCACCACCACAAUGCCAAUUCCAUGUCAAGCUAGAGCCCAAAGACGAAGCACUGCUGUAUCCUGAAGAUUGUGCGGUGAUUGCACCCUCUGCCACCGCUGAUCAACAAACAGCAUCAUGCGAGCUGUUGAUGCCGGAUUAUUUAAAAGACAUUGGGUUUGCAAGCUCUUACGGGAGUGUAUCCAUCCAAAAUGCAGGCGACGAUCCGAUGCUAGUCAAGUCAGUGACAUUAUGCAUUGUGGACGAUCAUUCUUUGGAAUCUCGCAACAAAAAUGGCCUUUUUAUGGAAUACAAGACAGAAUUGAUCAUGGAUCAUGGCCCGCUGUGUAUCUUGCCUGGACAAACUCGCCCUGUUGGCUUCAGUUUUCAGAAAGAGUGGGGAUCUCUACCAGCAAGCACCUACAUAUUGCGGUUUUGGGUUCGUAUCGGUCUUGCCAUUAAAGAUAGCAAUAAUGUGAUUGUUGCAACCUCAGCCGUUGUGGAGGGCGAUGCGAUGGAUGAAGGAGGAGACGAGUUUGCAGUUAGAGCGACUGGCAGUGUUCAAUGCAUUGAUUGGUUGACUUCAGCCUUCAAAUACACAUUCCUGGAUUACGACAACACUGUUCAAUAUGCCAUGGCCAAGAGACCUCAUGUCUUGAAUUCUAAUGCCAGUAAACCCAUCCUUGUUGCACUUCAUGGUGCGGGAGUAGAGACAGACUCUUCCUUUUGGAUCAACUCUAUACCAGCCCAAAAGCAAUGCUGGGUCGUAUUUCCAACUGGUAGGACGCCAUGGGGUUAUGAUUGGCAUGGACCUAGCACACGGAAUGUGUUCAGGUCCCUGGAGGGUCUUGCUGCCAUUCAGGAAUUGCUUCCACCUCAUUUUGAGUGCAUGGAUUUCGCAACAGGCGGAGAUUGGGUUACUGUGUCAGCACCGCAUGAAACUGCAAGAACCUUAAAGCCGCAAGACGAUCGAGACUGGAAUAUUGGUAGUUUAGAUAAAUUAAUCGUGUUGGGCCACAGCAAUGGAGGUCAAGGUGUCUGGCAUUUAGCUGUGCAUUUCCCAGACAAGAUCAUUGCAGUUGUUCCGGCUGCCGGCUACAUCAAGAUCCAGGACUAUGUAUCCUUUGCCAAUUGGGUUGGCAACUCAUACUGUGAUCCAUGGCUAAGAGGGAUCUUGGAAUCUUCUAUUGCAGAAUACAACAAUGAUCUGCAUUUAUCCAACAUGGUUCAUAUUGCAGUUUUACCACGAGUAGGCACUCAAGACGAUAACGUACCUCCGUUACACACAAGAAAAUACGUCAGAAUACUGAAUGGGCAUUUGCGACAGCCAGCUGCCAUCAAGCCAUCAGAGGUAAUGGGUCAAGGGCAUUGGUGGGAUACUGUAUUUCACGACAAGACGGUGCAGCAGUUUCUGGAUCAGCACGCUUCACCACGGCAAGAGAAAAAGGAACUAAAUGAAUUUUGUAUUACAUUGAUGAAUCCAGCUGGAAAUGGAAGUGUAUUUGGAAUUCACGUUGAGCAGAUGAUGAUCCCUUACAGAUUAGGCAAAAUAAAAGGUGUUUUCACAAGUGACAACAGCAACACCAAGACGCUCUUGACGCUGAAAACGACCAACAUUGCCUCGUUUCGAUUCACAAAGCAUUUCAAGGGCUGCAACAAGCUUAUUGUGGAUGGAGAUAAGUUUUCCCACCUUGAGAAACAUCACACUGUAGAGGGCGGUGUGUCAUUAAGCUUUGAUGGCAAAAAGAGCAAACGAUGGAAGCUGGAAGGUGUCAAAUCAAAUGAACGCAAUGCUGCAAGUUACGGUCCUAUCCAUCGAAUGUACGAAUCAACAAAACCGCUUGUCGUCAUUAUACCAUCUUGCUCCAGUCAUUACAAGCAUGUUGCAUUGCAAAUUACUCAUGAUUGGUAUUUGUAUGGCCGAGGCGAUUCCAUGAUUCUGUACGACACGCAAGCAAUAGCGUCGAAUAUGAUACUUGAUCAUCCCUAUCACAUUUAUUUGGGUCUAGUGAAUGAGAAUAAGCGUCUUGAGUCUCUAUUGGCCGAUAAACCUAUGCACAUUGGAUUUGAAAAGACAACAGCGUCUACCAUCAUGGGUAUCAAAGUAGGAGACAAAGCAUACAGAGACCCUGGAACAGGCAUUCUGUUUAUGCAUCCCAUCAGCAAGACGACGACUGCCAUUGUGAUAUCUGGUGUGGAUCAUGACGGCUUUGAAUCAGCAUGGCAUUUGCUACCAAGAAGGACUGGAAUGAUGGUACCAGAAUGGAUUGUUACCAGCAGCACAGACAUAAAGUCCAAUGGCCUAGGAGGUGUGCUUGGCGCAGGAUAUUUCGAUAAUGAGUGGAAGCCAUUUGGGUACAUGUAA
Mucor velutinosus is the source of this 2835-nucleotide messenger RNA. RefSeq lists its product as uncharacterized. The transcript is spliced from 14 exons. Gene Ontology annotation, molecular function: serine-type peptidase activity. The coding region runs from base 1 to 2835 and encodes 944 amino acids. The record is from RefSeq and is a predicted model, not a curated record. Gene Ontology annotation, biological process: proteolysis. NCBI's taxonomy places the organism in Eukaryota, Fungi, Mucoromycota, Mucoromycetes, Mucorales, Mucoraceae.